GAGAAUAGUGUUAUAAAUGAUUAGUUUGAUUGGGGUUCAAGGCAACAAGAAGACUUUCCCAUAUAAAAAAUUGAUUUUAUGUGUCAAUACGUGAUUUCUCUCUCUCUCUCUCGAUCUCCCAACUCUCUCCCUCGAUUGCUCUCGAUCUCGCAUCCUCUCUCUGUGUUCUCUUAAUCGAUCAUUCCUUCAAUUAAUCAAUCAAUCCAUCGAAUGGUGAAGGAGAGUUUCAAAUACGUGAUUCUGAUCAGUGACAUCUCCAUUGUUGAUUAUUGACUUGCAGCUACAUAUGAUAUCUCUGCUCUUGUAAGCAAAAGUGAUCUCUUUCUAAUAUCUUAUUUCUUUGGUUUUAUUUGUUGAGGUUGGCUCCUUAUCAACCUUGGGGUCAAUGCUCGUAGAUAAUGGGCUUGCUGCUGGUAUGGGAUUGUAAGGCCCCCAAUCUUGGACUUUUGAAGCUAGUACUAUUUUUUAAAUGAAGAUCAUAUGGGUGACGUAAAAUUUUAAGUCUAAUGAUUUUUCUGAUGCAAACUCAUUAAGAAAAAAAUAAAAAAAACUUCCAUGUGCAAAAAGCUUGCUGCCCUGAUAUUGCACAAUGCUAUUUUAGAAUAUAAGGUAAGUUUUAUUGAUAUCAUUAUUGAGUUUGCUAUUGACUAAGAAUGAGGUAGUUAGAGGAUAAUAUUGAAAGGAAAAGAGUGUCUUUUUGAGUCAUGCAAGUAUUGUAGUAAGGACGAUCUUUAAAUUUUGAGCAACAGAGAAAAGGAAAGUUGUAUUUCUUGUAUGCAUUUUGAGUCUUCAACUAAUAUAUUCAAGCUACUUCAUGUCGGAAGUGAAAUUUCUUAGAUUAGAAGUUUUAGAGAAGCUACAUCUUUUAUGGACACUAUGUGUCUUCCUUGAGGAUUAACCAAAACAAAGAGUCCCAAAAAUUUGGGAAGUCAUCAUAGCGAAACAUUUGCAUUUCAGAAAAAAUGCCUAGCUUUUGUAUUUUGGCAUACUGCAUACAUAAAGACCAAUACGAAUGCAAUGUUUUAUGCCUUUUUUUCAAUGUAAUGUGUACUAGAAGUCCAUACCAUAAAGCAUAUUCCGCCUCUUUUCAGGUGUUGGUUGACAUGAUUCAGGUACCAGAUUGGGCAUUUGAAGCUGCUGGCUAUGAAAUGAGAGGCAUGGGCCAAGAGGCAGCAUACCAGCCCGGACUAUACUUGACAGCAACUCAGGUCCUGUUGAAACCCAUUGUCUCACAGCUAGCUGCAGAACUGCCAGCUUCUAUGGAAGAAUAUACGAGUAUACCAUCUGUUCAAAAUACUGUAUUAUUGAUUGAUAUAUUGAUUGAUUUUCUGUCUAUUACAAAUGGUUCCUUAUAUAGAUGUAGGUGUAGUGGAUGGUGGUAGUGGUGUAGUGGGUUAGGUUU
Molecule: messenger RNA, 1402 nt
Organism: Camellia sinensis
Lineage: Eukaryota; Viridiplantae; Streptophyta; Magnoliopsida; Ericales; Theaceae
Source: RefSeq, a predicted model, not a curated record